Molecule: messenger RNA, 721 nt
Organism: Solanum lycopersicum (tomato)
Lineage: Eukaryota; Viridiplantae; Streptophyta; Magnoliopsida; Solanales; Solanaceae
Source: RefSeq, a predicted model, not a curated record
CUUAAUUUCUUUAUAUCAAAUUAAUCUCAAUAGAUUAAUUAAAGAUGAUAUUAAUAAGCAAAUUUAGAAUAACAAUAAUUAUUUUUAUCAUAAGUACUUUUAUCUUUCUUGCUUCCUGUUCGGAGGUUUCCAUAAAGCCCACAAAUGAUGGCCUUUCAACAAAAAAAAAGGAAAAAUGCACCUACUUUGUGACGAUAGAGACAACAUGUACAAAAGGCGCAGACACCACAAAUCAUGUAAGUCUAAGAUUUGGUGAUGAAAAUUCCAAUGACAUUUUAGUGCACCAUUUGAAUUCUAAACAUGUUAGAAGAGUUGAUCCAUUGGAACCACAAGUUGUUGAUGACAUCCCAAGAAAACCAUUUCAAUCUUGUAUGGUUGAUCAAUUUCAAGUCAUUGGUCAAUGUGUUAAAUCACCAAUUUGUUAUCUGUAUCUUAAAUUGGCUGGAAAUGAUGAUUGGCGUCCUGGUUUUGCUCAAGUUCAAGUCCUACAGGGACCUCAUUUUAGCUCAAAUAUGUUUUAUUUUCGACGAUAUUUGCCUCGUCGUGUAUGGCAUGGACUGGACCUUUGUGAGACACAAGUGACACCUUUUGGGUUAAAACGUAAGAGAAAUGUAAUUGAAGAUAGAGCUCCGUAGACUUUUAUGUAUCCUGUGAUAAUUAUGACGCCUUAUUUUUCAUAAUAUUUAUCUAUAUAAAUAUAAUUUUUUUUUAAAAUAGCGAA